Molecule: messenger RNA, 2220 nt
Organism: Caenorhabditis remanei
Lineage: Eukaryota; Metazoa; Nematoda; Chromadorea; Rhabditida; Rhabditidae
Exons: 9
Coding region: 1-2220 (739 amino acids)
Biological process (GO): centrosome duplication; establishment or maintenance of microtubule cytoskeleton polarity; microtubule polymerization
Cellular component (GO): spindle pole; centrosome; microtubule plus-end
Molecular function (GO): microtubule plus-end binding; microtubule plus end polymerase activity
Source: RefSeq, a predicted model, not a curated record
AUGGACGAAUGGUCGAUUCUCGAUGAGGUCGACGUGAUUGCGAAAUGGCCCACGGAGCACAAGAAGGCAGUUUUGGAGGCGGGAGCCAAGUGGAAGGAGAGGAAAGAGGGAUUGGAGGCACUCAACACGAUAAUCGAGUCGAAUCCACGUCUCGCCACGUCAUCAAUGACGAUUUACGGGGAGUUAAUGGACGAAAUACGGAAAAUUCUCGAUCGAGAAUCGAAUAUUGUCGUUGUGACGACAGCGAUCAAGACGGUCGAGCUACUGGCGAGAGGGCUCCGACAGAAGUUUGGAGGAUUCGUUGGAAUGGUGAUACCAUUCCUAAUCAAACGUGCGAAAGAUAAGAAGAAGAAUGUGCGUGACGCCAUACUCUCCGCCCUCUCUUCUGUAUCCGAUACGACGUCAUCUGAACGUCUUCUGAAGGAUAUCAUCGAUUGGUUCUCAAUUCCGUCGCCAGAAUCCAAACAGACACUUCUCUCGUUUCUUUUCUCGUAUUGGUGUCGACAAUUUCAGAUGGAUAUUCCAUUCGUUAAGGCUGUCGCGCCGUUGGUUGUGAAGGCCUCCACAGACAGUGACGUCACAGUCCGCGAUAAAGCAUGUCAGGCACUCGGAGCCCUCAAAAGACUAAUGGGCGACGCCAUUUCUGCAUUCCUCGUUCCAAUCUCCACAGACACCUCAAAAAUGGAAAAAAUCCAGCAGUAUCUGGAGGAGGCGACGGAAGAAUUCAAGAAAUUCCAGGAAUCUCAACCGAAAUCUGUCGGAAAUUCGGAGAAAACGGAGGAAGAAGGGGGCGGAGCUUCGUUGUCAGAGGAAACAGAAUCCGCUGCCACGUCAUCAGUGAUGGAUCCAUGGGAGAUAAUGGAUUCAGAAGACGUUGGAAAGAAGAUUGAGAAGGGAGUGGAAGGGCAAUUGGUGGAUAAGAAUUGGAAGGAACGAGUGGCUGGAGGGGAGAGUAUUAAGAAAUCAAUGGACGGAAUCGGUCGAAUCGAAAUAUCGGAACGUCUUCAUGAACUUUUGAAAAUUCUUAUCAAAAUCAUUGAGAAAGAUGUGAAUGUGAAUGUGGCGGCCCUAUCGGCCCAAAUUCUCAAAGAGACCGCCCAAAAGAGUCGAUUCGCGUUCGCCUCGUUGGCUCAUCGAGCAUUUCCUGUCGUUUUUGAUAAACUCAAGGAUAAGAAGGCCGUGUUGAGAGAUGCGCUGGUCGAGUUUUGUGAUGAGGCGGCGGUUACGACGCCUCUCUCCGCCUACUCGGAAGCUGUCAUCACUGCUCUCGGCUCGAAAAAUCCUCAAAUUCGUCAACAAACCGCCCUUUUUCUCAGUCGAUUCUACGCGAAAAACGAUACGAAAACGGUGGAAAUCGAUGUGGUCAAACAGUUGGUGGAGCACAUUUUGAAGGCGACCAACGACGCCGAUAAAGAAGUUCGUGAAGCGUCGCUCCGUAUCGUCGCCUCAAUUCAAAAAUCACUAGGAGAAGCGGUUGCGAAACGACUUUUAGCGGAUGUAUAUGAUGAUAAAUUGAAGGCUGAAAAGAUCCCCUCUAUAAUCGAGGAGCUCGAAAAGGAGUACGGUAGCACCGCAGCUCCAGAAAUCCUUCGUCUCGCCAAACACUACAAAAUCGGUGGCACCGCACCGCCCAAACCCUCGGCUCCGCCCACAAAAAGAGCAACUUCUGCGGCGGCGGCUCCGCCCCCUCGGAUCUCUUCAUCCGCCAAACCAUCCGGAACCGUUCGUCCUGUUCAAUCUGCCGCAACUCGCCGAGCACCAUCACCCAAAGCUCCGCCUCCCACCGCUACAGUACCACCAAUGAAGCCGAAACCGUUCGUGGCGAGACCAGCGCCGAAUUUCGGUGGUGGUGGUGCGACGGUGGGUCUCACCGCGAAACCAAAGGCUACGGUAGCGCCGGCGAGAGUUGCUCCGAAAGUUGCUCCGAGUUCACGACCGACGACUAGCUCACGACCGAUGGCUCCUGUCAGACCGACACCAAUUGCUCCGAAUGUUGUUAGGCAUACUGUACCUGUGGCUCCGGGGGCUCCGAUGGCUAGGAAACCCGUUGGAAUCGCUAGACCACAGACUGCGGGCGCCCCGUCGACUGGUGGACCAACGAGAUCGAGAAUUGCCACUCCAUCCGGAAUCGCUCGUCCCGGCUCCUCAGCUCUGCCUCGCCCUCCAUCCAACUCCCGAAUCGCCCGCCCACCGUCUCGUCCGAGUUCUCGCAACGAAUAA